CUAUUUUGUUUAUUUUGGCCAAUUUUCAAAAAUAAAUCUGUAAUGAUCAGAGUAUGGACGGACUGUUUCGGUUUUAAGAGACGUCAUAUGGGUGUGACUAUGGACUCUGACCUUAUUGUGUUCUUAAAGUAGCCGCUGCGUGCUGGAGCCUAUGUGAUUUCGCUUCUUGUUCGACUUUUCUUUUUCUUUUUCUUUUUUAACCUUUUGUUUUGUUCAAGGAAAGUCGAUCGGCUACGCCCCUGGUUUUUUACUGUUUUGGUCAACAUUUCUUGGUCGCAUCAGCUCUACUUGAAUUAGAAAUAAAGGAAGGAAGGGAGGAAGGUGAAAAGUAUGAAAGAUGUCCGUGGCGGGACUAAAGAAACAGUUUCACAAGGCAAGCCAGUUGCUGAAGGAAAAGAUCAGUGGUGUUGAAGGAACAAAGCUGGAUGAGGAUUUCAUCAGAAUGGAAAAAAAAACUGCAGUCACCAACAAGCUGAUUGUUGACCUUGUUAUGAAAACAACUGAGUAUCUUCAGCCAAACCCAGCAUAUAGAGCAAAACUCAGCAUGCUCCAUAAAGUGUCCAGGAUCCGUGGAAAUGUAAAGCCGGUCGGAUAUCCACAAACAGAAGGAAUUCUGGGGGACUGUAUGUUAAUCCAUGGCGCUGAGCUCGGGGUGGAGUCUGCAUUUGGUAGUGCAUUGGUGGAAAUGGGACAGGCCUUGAAAGAGAUGGCUGAAGUAAGAGACUGCAUGGACACGCGCGUGAAACACAGCUUUAUUGAUCCACUUCAGAUGCUGCAUGAGAGAGAGCUUAAAGAAAUUGCAUACCAUCUGAAAAAACUUGAGGGUCGCCGUUUAGAUUUCGACUAUAAGAAAAGUUCCAAAAGGAGGAUUGCAGAGGCGGAGCUUAAACAGGCAUUAGACAAGUUCGAGGAAUCCAAAGAACUGGCCAAAAGAAGCAUGUACAACCUCUUAGAAAAUGAUGUGGAUCAAGUACAACAGCUCAUAGGCCUCAUUGAAGCAUCGAUGGACUAUCAUCAGCAAUCUCACAACAUUCUGGAGAACCUCAGAAGCAGUCUGCAGAACAAAAUAACAGAAACCAGCUACAGACCAAAGAGGGAGUUCAAAUCAAAAUCUCAAGCGAGUACAAUGUGCUGCACGGACACUUUUGGGUUUUCCACAAGCUCAUCUUAUGACACUGAAAUAACUCAAGAGCUGACUGAAAAGGGAAACUGUAAUUAUCCACUGGACCAGCCUUGCUGUCGGGCUCUUUUCAACUUUAAUCCUGAAAGUCAACGCGAGUUAGGCUUCAAGAAGGGCGACAUCAUUAUUCUCACUAACCAGGUUGAUGAGAACUGGUAUGAAGGGCUGCUUAAUGGGGAGUCUGGUUUUUUCCCCAUCAAUUAUGUUGAGGUCCUUGUACCACUGUCGCAGUGACAUCAUGUCCCCAGUUCAUUGAGCCAUUACACAAACUCUUGUCUUUUUGGUGCUUGGUCAAAGCGAUGCAUUUUAUUGAUCAACACCGUUAUCUGAAGAAUGUGCUUCACAGUCCAAAGCUGUUCUCCUGGGUCUUUUUUCCACUAUGCAAGUAUAUAAAAAUAAUGUAUUGAGCUCUUCUUUAUAUUGUAUUGUUUCUAAUAAAGAGAUCAAUUAUGCAAAGUCUAGUACACAAAAGUUGAUUGAGAAUAAGGGCAAUGUGAAUACUUUGAAUAUGUGGUUUAACACAAUUUCCGAGCUACAUGAAUGUACUUUCUGUAUAUACAUCUCACCACAUCAUACUAAAAUAUAUAUGCAAUUUUUUUUUAUUAUAGCCAUACUGCCAUACUGAAAACUGCAGUAUGUGUUUAAUAAGGUAAGCAUUUGCAAUUGUUUUAGAGAAUUAUACUCGGUAAAUGUAACUGAAUGAAAGCUGACAAAUAAAGGUUGUAACACGCCACAUGAUUAUUGUGUGAAUGUGAAUAUUCCUGUCCACCUUAGUGACUUUGUCGCUAUAUUUGGCCACUUUUUAGACUUUUCUGUAAGUGCCUAGUGACAAAUCUUGCAUUUUCUAAGCAGAUAAAAGUGACUGCUCUGCACUCAAUAUGAGUCUCCAUCUUUUGUCACAGCUGCUAAUUUAGCAAGUUGACAGUAUGUUUUGAUUGACCUAAAGCCUUUGUAACCACCACGCAAUCACUGUUUACCGUUAUUGUCACCAGUUCUUAGCAAUAUUUGCAAGUAAUAAAAGAACGUUAUCCCA
This is a messenger RNA of Hemibagrus wyckioides, 2213 nucleotides long. RefSeq names its product SH3-domain GRB2-like 3b (gene sh3gl3b). The transcript has 10 exons. Gene Ontology annotation, cellular component: cytoplasm; glutamatergic synapse; presynapse. The coding region runs from base 338 to 1414 and encodes 358 amino acids. Gene Ontology annotation, molecular function: protein binding. Lineage: Eukaryota; Metazoa; Chordata; Actinopteri; Siluriformes; Bagridae. Gene Ontology annotation, biological process: synaptic vesicle uncoating. The record is from RefSeq and is a predicted model, not a curated record.